CUCACUAGUUAGAAAGCAUUCGACAUAAUUUCAUAGAGGAGUAGCGGUCGAAAGGAACUAGUGUGUGACAGGAGGCCAUUAUCACCAUGCUUUAGUGCAGUUGAUGUUGGCAGUAGCACAUUUUUUUCCACCUGUAGUAAAAGGCGUAAGUACAGUAGAUCAUUGGCGUAUUGGGGAGAAAUGCCUUGCCCCUUGUUUUGAAAAUGGAAAACUUCAUGAAGGAACAAUAACUUCUCUUGAAACGGACAAGAAUGGAAAAUCAUUUGCUGUUGUAUCAUUCUUGGAGUCUGAAGAAAGGAAAAUACUAAUAACAAAACUUUGUAAAGUCAAAGACAGUAGAGGACCCUGGAAAAGCAUAAUAUUUGAUGAGGGUGAUCUGGAAAAGCCAUAUUUUCCUGACAAAAAUCUUCCAUCUCCUGGAGUUGCUUUUAAAUUAUCGGACAAUGGUGAUUUUAUCCCGUAUACAAUUAACAGAUACCUGCGUGAUUAUCAAAGGGAAGGAGCCCAGUUUCUGUAUAGACACUAUGCUAAUAAAAGAGGGUGUAUUCUUGGAGAUGAUAUGGGCCUUGGAAAGACAAUACAGGUCAUUUCAUUUUUGGCUGCAGUGUUGCACAAAAAGGGAACACGUGAGGAUAUUGAAAAUAAUAUGCCGGAGUUUUUACUGCGGACAAUGAAAAAGGGCUCAGAUUGUAACCCCAGGAAGAUUUUCCUCAUAGUGGCCCCUCUUUCAGUGCUUUAUAACUGGAAGGAUGAGUUGGACACAUGGGGAUACUUUAAAGUCUCUGUCUUACAUGGCAGCAAAAAAGAUGAUGACAUGAGUCGCAUCAAGCAAGGGAAAUUUGAAGUUGCUCUUACAACUUAUGAGAUACUUCGCCUGUAUUUGGAUGAAUUUAACAGUAUAGAGUGGUCUGCUGUGAUAGUGGAUGAAGCACAUAGAAUCAAGAAUCCAAAGGCUCAAAUAACUCAAACCAUGAAGUCAUUAAAAUGCAGUGUUCGCAUAGGUCUUACUGGAACCAUUCUUCAAAACAAUAUGAAGGAACUUUGGUGUGUUAUGGACUGGGCUGUACCAGGACUUCUAGGUAGCAGAGGACAUUUCAAGAAGAAAUUUUCUGAUCCAGUGGAGCAUGGCCAGAGGCACACUGCAACUAAAAGAGAGCUAGCAACAGGUCGUAAGGCCAUGGUGAAGCUAGCAAGAAUAAUGUCUGGCUGGUUUCUGAGACGUACCAAAGCGCUUAUCAGUGAUCAGUUGCCAAAAAAGGAAGACAGAAUGGUGUUUUGUUCCCUCACUGAAUUCCAGAAAGCUGUGUACCAGGCUGUGCUAGAGACAGAUGAUGUUACCUUAGUGUUGAGAGCAGGAGAGCCCUGUACCUGCAGCAGUGGAAGGAAGAGGAAGAACUGUUGUUACAAAGUAAAUGCACAUGGUGAAACGAUUAAGUCAUUGCGCUUCAGUUACCUAAUGAUCCUACAAAAGGUUGCAAAUCAUGCUGCACUGCUGCAGACAGACAACACUAGCAAGCUGCAGGAAGCACAUAUCAAACGAGUUUGCAGCCAGGUAUUUUCCAGUUUUCCAGAUUUUGUGCAGUUAAGCAAAGAUGCAGCCUUUGAAACUAUUUCAGAUCCAAAAUACAGUGGAAAAAUGAAGGUCCUUCAACAGCUUUUAAAUCACUUCCAAAAAAAUAAGGAUAAAGUUCUUCUUUUCUCCUUUUCCACAAAGUUGCUAGAUGUGCUAGAACAGUACUGCAUGGCAUCUGGGCUAGAUUACCGAAGACUUGAUGGAAAUACAAAAUCAGAAGAUAGGAUCAGAAUUGUAAGAGAGUUCAACAGCCUUCAGGAAAUUAACUUAUGUCUUGUAUCUACAAUGUUUCUUCCUUUCUUCAUCUUGGAUGAAAUUUUUUACUGGGGAAGGGCAGCAAAGGAGCAAAGAGAAGCUUUUCUCCUUUUGCCUCCUACCCAGAGGGGACAACUCAGUGAAACUUAAUGAAAUAUGAGUAUAUGCUCACUGUGGUUUUUACUGGAAGUAGAUAUGUUGGAGUUAGGAGGAUCCAAGCUAUCUCUGUAUAACUAGAGCAGACGUCAUCUUAAAGGCUGUUGCAAGUGAAUGUCAGAGCAGUCUUCAAAUACUCUGGUGCUUUUGUAUAGGGUUGUGAAGAGAUUCGUGAUACUAGUCAUUGAAGAGAUUUGUGACGCUGGUCAUGUACAUUGGCUUGUAAUCUCUGUCAACUGAAAUAUGCCAUCGUCUUCUUCCCCUUGUCACUGAAGACAGAGGGAAAUUUCAGAAUCUGUAGCAUUAUGAAGGACUAAUUUUUGCUUCAGUUAGUACUGUAAUCAUGGACAUGUAAGUUCUCUUUCAUUAAUUUAAAUCAAAAUAAAAAUGAAGGUUAACUAAACAGAGGUGGACUUUCUUGUCUCUGUUUUGAGAGCUUGCGUGUAGAGACUAGUGAGCCUUCUCCUGCUGAUGGUGCUGCAGAAUAGGCUUGAUUCUGUUGUUUGUAGUUUUACUUAUCUUAUGAAACAACUGAAAGGAACAAACCAUAAUGGAAUUACAGUCAGUAUAAGAUUGUGUUGUAAGCAAAACAGAGGGUGCAGUGGUUUGCCUAGUUUAUUACAGAUAACAGGAAGUGAUCUUUUUUCUUGCUUGAUGCACAGUAAUGGAAGCAUCUUUACAUUUGUAAUCCUUCGGAAAUUAAAAAGCGAUUUAUCCUAUUUCUGCCGUACAAGAGAUUGAUCUUUUCUCUCACUCAGAUUUCAGGCAGAUAUAAAAUAAUAAUGGGCUUUAGAGUAUAUUCUGUAUUUUUCAUUGCAGAGUACAUUGACAGAAUUGGUUCAUACUCUUCUGUCUGUACUUUCUUGCAAAGUUUCUGGUGUUGUGAAGGUCUCAUUGCUCAGAGAACCAAAUGUUGAUUUUCACUGAAAGUACUUGCAUGAUCUUUUGGAUGCGUAAGUGCAUUCUGCAAAGGAUGAAUUCUCUGCAUAGUAAUCUUGAGACUGCCAUUAUGUUCAUUGCAACAAUUAAUAUGCAACUUACAAAACAUAAAACACUAAUUGGAGAAUUACAGUGCAGUACUGAUGAUAACUUUCACUAUUAAAUUUGCAGUGUUUGUAUUUAAUAUUCCUAUUUUUUUCAAAAUGCUGUUUCUGCCAAAGAUCACAUUUAGAUUUGAAAAUCCUGGUUUUAACUGAUCAGUGAAAUUUUUUGAGAAAUUGGACCUUAAAAAAGAAAAUAAUUUAAAAAAAAAAGUUUGUCUAACUGUAGAUUUGACCUCAAGCCUUGAGGUUAAUAUUGGUACCAAGCACAGUCACAUGGCUAUCCCUAAUGCUUUUAUUGACAGCUGUGACUAAUACAGCUUUAUGGGUAAAUAUAUUUUAUAGGUGUUGAGAGAAAGUGUAAUUGAUUUCUUCAGAGCUUGUACAUUUCAUCAAACCAUUAGAUCAUGAAUUUCAGGUUGAGCACUAGGGAAAAAUAGCUAUAUACCUGUUGGAACUUCUAAGUCUCGUGAAGUAAUACCUGUUUGAGAAUACUUCAGUCUUGCACUGGUGUUGCUGGGAAAAUAUGUUAUUAUUUAGAAAAAGAGAAGAGGAUUUUUAGGCAUGCUUAGUAACAAUAAAAUAAGUGCUAGAGUUGCUGUAACUUGAUAGUAAAUGUAAAAGCUUUCAGUUCCAGUGGUGCUGGAAAGAGGUGGUGCCAAAAGAAGAGAAACUGUAUAUGUACAAUACCGAAGUCAGUACAGUUCUGUUCUGUCCUAGUUUGCUGGAAUAAAUAAAAGCAGCAAGUAUGCCUGCCUUUAAAUCACUGUUUCUGGAUUUUUUGUGCUAGUCUUUCUCUAGGUUAGUUCUGUCAGAAUUGUUAAUGAAAAUCCAUUUCUGCUUCUCAGCUUUCUUUUUAUUUAAAGAGAAGUGUCUAGAGAAAUUUGUAGGUAGUUUUUAUCAUGUAAGGUUACAUGUCCACUUCCAUUCUACCUGCAGCAUUCUCUACUACUGUCCAUUACCAGACUGCUGUUAGUUACUUUUUACUUUUACAGGGCUUCAUUUAGCUUUAAUUCUUUCACAGCAAUGUUUUGAGCAACUUUUACAGUGCGUAUGAUAACAUCCAAAGAACUUUCAGCCACAAAUAUCCCUCUGAAACAAAGAGCACAGAAACUAUGGAAAACCUAUCUUGAUAAACAGAAUUACAUAAUCAAAACUUUCA
Passer domesticus (house sparrow) is the source of this 4186-nucleotide messenger RNA. RefSeq names its product ERCC excision repair 6 like 2 (gene ERCC6L2). The transcript has 12 exons. Gene Ontology annotation, molecular function: ATP binding; ATP-dependent chromatin remodeler activity. The coding region runs from base 104 to 1978 and encodes 624 amino acids. The record is from RefSeq and is a predicted model, not a curated record. NCBI's taxonomy places the organism in Eukaryota, Metazoa, Chordata, Aves, Passeriformes, Passeridae.